This is a messenger RNA of Pungitius pungitius (ninespine stickleback), 3286 nucleotides long. RefSeq names its product gap junction protein alpha 1b (gene gja1b). Gene Ontology annotation, molecular function: gap junction channel activity. Gene Ontology annotation, biological process: heart development; cell-cell signaling; cell communication by electrical coupling. Gene Ontology annotation, cellular component: connexin complex. NCBI's taxonomy places the organism in Eukaryota, Metazoa, Chordata, Actinopteri, Perciformes, Gasterosteidae. The coding region runs from base 158 to 1324 and encodes 388 amino acids. The transcript is spliced from 2 exons. The record is from RefSeq and is a predicted model, not a curated record.
UUAUAAAGGGAGUUUGACAAGUUCUCCUCAGUCCCCCCCCCCACUCUGGAGCCAACACUUGGAUUUCAACUUGGUUACAAGUGGCGGACGGAGAAAGUCCCUCCGGGCCCCCGGCUUCUUUCCUCUGCGUGACUCCCCCAGCUAACGCUCCCUGACAAUGGGUGACUGGAGUGCUCUGGGCCGUCUGCUGGACAAGGUCCAGGCCUACUCCACCGCCGGCGGCAAAGUCUGGCUGUCGGUCCUCUUCAUCUUCCGCAUCCUGGUCCUGGGCACUGCGGUGGAAUCGGCCUGGGGAGACGAGCAGUCGGCCUUCAAAUGCAACACCCAGCAGCCUGGUUGUGAGAACGUGUGCUACGACAAGUCCUUCCCCAUCUCCCACGUCCGCUUCUGGGUCCUCCAGAUCAUCUUCGUGUCCACCCCAACGCUCCUCUACCUGGCUCACGUCUUCUACUUGAACCGGAAGGAGCAGAAGUUCAACCGGAAGGAGGAGGAGCUCAAGGCGGUGCAAAACGACGGCGGCGACGUCGACAUCCCGCUGAAGAAGAUCGAGAUGAAGAAGCUGAAGUACGGCAUUGAGGAGCACGGCAAAGUGAAGAUGAAAGGCGCCCUGCUCAGAACCUACAUAGUCAGCAUUUUCUUCAAGUCCAUGUUCGAGGUGGGCUUCCUGGUGAUCCAGUGGUACAUCUACGGGUUCAGCCUCUCUGCGGUCUACACUUGCAAGAGGAGCCCCUGCCCACACCAGGUGGACUGUUUCCUGUCGCGUCCCACGGAGAAGACGGUGUUCAUCAUCUUCAUGCUGGUGGUCUCCCUGGUGUCCCUGAUGCUCAACAUCAUUGAGCUUUUCUACGUCUUUUUCAAGAACAUCAAAGAUCGGGUCAAGGGCAGACAGCCGCCCAUCCUCUACCCCAGCGGGGGCACGCUGAGCCCCACCCCUAAGGAGAUGUCCACCACCAAGUACGCCUACUACAACGGCUGCUCCUCCCCCACGGCGCCGCUGUCGCCCAUGUCCCCCCCGGGUUACAAGCUGGCCACGGGGGAGCGGGGCACCGGCUCGUGUCGCAAUUACAACAAGCAGGCCACCGAGCAGAACUGGGCCAACUACUCCACGGAGCAGCACCGGCUGGGCCAGAACGGCGCAGGAAGCACUAUUUCAAACUCCCACGCACAAGCCUUCGACUUCCCAGAUGACACCCAGGAGCACAAGAAGCUGCCCUCGGCGGCGGGACACGAGAUGCAGCCGCUGGCGCUGAUGGACGUCAGGCCUUGCAGCCGGGCCAGCAGCCGGAUGAGCAGCCGACCCAGGCCAGACGACCUGGACGUGUGAGCUGUCCCCCCCCCCCUCCCUCCUCCCCCUCCAGCCCCCGUCCUCCUCCUGCCAGCUCCACUUCGAAUGUCGCCUUCAGCCUGAGGCUCAGGAAACCCUCCAUCACAUAGGUCCAGGCGGGGGGCGGGGCUAACCUCAAUCACUGUCCUCAGAGACUCUCAGUCACUCCAAGGGACAUUCAAAUUCCUUAUGUAACACUGUCAAAAAGGUACAAGUUGUAAGUGUUUUUCUUUUUUUAGGGGAGCUAACCCAGCUGGGAGACAAGGGGUGGGGGCAAGAGUCCAACAGAACCCAGAGCAGUUCCCCGGUCAACGCGGCCGCUGCCAUGGUUACAUUUAAAGGAACAAAGUAUUCUCCUUGUUUCCACAGUUUCUGCUCUUCUUCCUAAUGGCGGCAGCCUUUUACUUAACCACUGUCAGAGGGAACAACUUUAUAACAGGGUGCCUUUUUAGUCGGGUUUCUUUUGUUUGUUUUUAUAACCAUGUGACUAAAAUGCCCCUGAAAAUGUCCAGUUGUACGAAUCAAACAAACCGCCACAAACGUCGGCGUCGCAAGUAACAUUUUGGAAUUCAAAAGGUUAAACUUAACGAGGCUCAUGUGAAAGUGGUCUUUCCCCUCGUGUUUACCCCCCUCACCCCCCCCCCCCGCCAAAUCCCCACUCACCCACCCCCAGGAGAUAGGAUGUGAACUUUGAGAGGAAAAAGACUGAAUGUUGUUCUCAUUAGAAAUGGUCACUUAAUAAUGUAGAGCUCAGCAAUGAAGCCAUAUGAUAGUGAGCAGGAAUGGUGUCAUUUUGUGUCACUUUGAAACACACACACACACACACACACACACACACACACACACACUAAUGGCCAUGCGUUACCUGCGUCUUACAGACGAUUCUUAGGAUUGGACAUUUUAAAACCCCUUUGUUCUGUUCUCCAUCUCACUGCGUAACUGUGGGCCCCCGAUUGGAGGUCACAUGACAGUAGUCCAGACAUGGUAACCUUUUAUCUGUUGUAGUGAAUAUUUAUUGCUUGGCAUAUUUAGGACACCUACUGCUAAGAGGAACAUUUGACUACUAUCCAGUAUCACAAAACAUCUUCCCCCCAGAAACUGUAUAUUUAUUCCCAGUAAACAUUGGUUUUCUUCCUCUCACCUUGUCAGUCAGUGUGUACCGUUGUCUCCUGAUAAACUUUGAAUUUUUGUGGUGUCAUGUUUUCAUCUUGUGUAGUUGUUGUAUGUGUUUGAGAGAGGGGGUCUCGGGGGGGGGAGGGGUCGUGCUUCCAUAAAGAAAGGCUUUAUUACUGUGUUUUCUUUCUUUUUCUUUUUGCUGUAGACAAAGAGUAGAAUGAUUUAUCAGCGUUUUACUAUUGGAGUGAAUGAUCUUUUUUCUUCGUUCUGUAGCUAUUGUUUUUUUUCGGACUCAAUGUAACCGUUGCUGCUUGAGAGAUAGAUAUUUAGUACUGUAAAUCAAGCUAACUGUCAGAGUUUUUAGAAGACUGCUUAUAGAUCUGGACUAAUAUUUAGUCAGUUAUGUUCAAAUGUUUGCCAAUGUAGCUCCACAACUACCAAACACUAAUUUGGGCCUUUUUUCCCUUUCUUCUUCUGUCAUUUCUAAACAUGAACCUUUCAUUCAUGCAUCAUUUUGUUGGUACUUACUUGUGUCAUGGAUCUUUCUGCUACAAUGGCAUUUGCACUGAGAUCUUGGUGAUAGAGAUGUAAUAUGAAGCACACAGUUAGUGGUGAGAGUUUUCUGAUACACUUGUUACUAAUUUAUUUUAUAACACAGAAAUCACUAAGUGCAUGACAUCAUCGGCCAUUGGUUUCAUCGGCUGCUCCUGUGACAGAUGUCUCCCACUGACACUGUAUUUGUAACCCGAGGGGAUCCACUGUUGUACAGUGGAAGUUCAUGAUAGCAAAACAAACAAAAUGUAUCUGUGAAAAGCUAUUUUAACCAAUAAAUAUUUUUCUGUCUCA